Capsicum annuum is the source of this 1239-nucleotide messenger RNA. RefSeq names its product receptor-like protein EIX2. The transcript is spliced from 2 exons. Lineage: Eukaryota; Viridiplantae; Streptophyta; Magnoliopsida; Solanales; Solanaceae. The coding region runs from base 1 to 1239 and encodes 412 amino acids. Gene Ontology annotation, molecular function: protein binding. The record is from RefSeq and is a predicted model, not a curated record.
AUGAGUGCAACUAUACCAGAUAUCUCAAGAAAAAUGAGUUCUCUUCUUCUCAUAGAUUUGGGUGCAAACAGUUUCAACGGUCCAGUACCACAACUUCCUGCUGGAGUGACAACAGUGGAUUUUUCCAGAAAUAAGUUUUCUGGGAACAUCUCCUUCACUUGUGACAAUUACGAUUACUUGGGUUAUCUUAACCUCUCAGAUAACCUGUUUUCCGUAGAGCUUCCUUAUUGCUUGAACCUUAGAUCACUUGUGCACCUUAAUUUAGCCAACAAUAAUUUCUCGGGGGAGAUACCUAGUUCUAUGUUGGCGAAAACAAUGUCUGGAGAAAUUCCAGAAUGGAUUGGAAAUAGCUUAGCUCUUAUUAGUGUUGUUAUAUUAAGGUCAAACAGGUUUAGUGGAAGCAUACCUUCAAGCAUAUGCCAGCUAACAAAUAUUCAAAUCUUGGACGUCUCUCAAAACAAGAUCUCUGGGACCAUACCGAAGUGCAUCAACAACCUCACAGAGUUGACUAAAGAAGAGAGUCCUAAACAAAAAGUCACCAGUUGGUACUACAGGUCUUACAUUAAAGGUGGUGUCACCGUCACAAGAAAUACGUCAUAUGAUGAGAGCGCAUUUUUGAUGUGGAAGGGAAGAGAAUUUGAAUACAGCAAUACACUUGGAUUGGUAAAAAGCAUAGAUCUUUCGAACAAUGACUUGGUAGGAGAAAUUCCUGUAGAAAUCACUUCUCUUAUAGGUCUGCUUGGUUUGAACCUGUCAAGAAACAACUUAACGGGCAGUAUCCCUACGCGAAUUGGUCAAUUGAGGGAUAUUAAUUUCCUGGACUUAUCCAGAAACAAACUUUCAGGGAAAAUUCCUUCUAGCUUUUCACAAUUAAGUCACUUGGGAGUCUUGAACUUGUCAUAUAACAAUUUGUCAGGUAGAAUCCCUUUGGACACUCAGUCAAAGACCUUCAACUCCUCAUCCUACAUUGGGAACCCCGGACUUUGUGGCUCUCCGCUAUCAGAAGCUUGUCCUGGUGAUGAACUUUCUCGAGAUCCAAAGUUGAAUGCUGACAGUGAAGAGAAACAGCAGGAGGACGAGUUCAUCAGUGCUGAAUUUUAUAUAAGUAUGGGGAUUGGCUUCACUUUCGGAUUUUGGGGUGUCUGUUCUGCUUUGAUCCUAAAACGGACGUGGAGAUAUGCCCUGUUCAGAUUCUUGGAGAACAUUUUCAAGAAUUAUAGUAUCUUUAACACAAAAUAA